AUGAUGGCAGCUCAGGCAAGCAGCAAGCGCGCCACGCUGCGGGAGCCACUACUCUACGACGACGACGAAGCAUCCAUGCCGCUCGAGCUCUUCGGCUACCACGGCGGCAGCGGCGACGCCGAUUACUACUACAGCUGGUCGGGCUCCACCUCCAGCUCCAGCUCGUCGGUGCUCAGCUUCGACCAGGCUGCCACCGGCUGCGCCCGGCAGCUGGCUUUCCAUUCCGGCGGCGACGAUGAGUACUGCACCGCCAUGUGGAUGGACGCCGCCGCCGGCAUGGUCGAGAACCCGUCAGUCGCCGGCAACUACUGCCAUCGGGCGCAGCUCCACGGCGCCGCCAGCUUUGGACUCGCGAGCCCAGGCUCGUCGGCUGACACCGGCCUGGAUAUCCAUGACAGCAACGUCAGCAAGCCGCCGCCGGCAGCCAAGGCAGCUCAGAAGCGCUCAUGCCCGGGUGGCGAGGCGAGAGCGGCGGGGAAGAAGCAGUGCAGGAAAGGGAGCAAGGCCAGCAAGGCUGCUUCUGCUCCUGCUCCUGCAACUCCUACCAACAAAGAUCACCCUCAGAGCGCAGCUGCAAAGGUGAGAAGAGAGCGGAUCAGUGAGAGGCUCAAAGUUCUUCAGGAUCUGGUGCCCAAUGGCACGAAGGUAGACUUGGUCACCAUGCUAGAAAAGGCCAUCAACUACGUCAAAUUCCUCCAGCUACAAGUAAAGGUUUUGGCUACUGAUGAGUUCUGGCCGGCACAAGGAGGAAAAGCACCAGAGCUCUCUCAAGUCAAGGACGCCUUGGACGCCAUCCUAUCUUCUCAGCAUCCAAACAAAUGAUGCUGCUAGAAUUAUGCAUCAAAUUUCACAAGUCUAAAACUAAGUUUGAUGUAUGUAUGAUCUUUAGAACAGAGGCAAUGUAACAGAGCUUCUGCUCUGAAAAGAAAAACUGGGAGUUGUUCUAUUGGACUUCAGAGUUGAAAAUCAGUCAUCUUAGAUGUUUUUAUUUUCACUCUUUUUUUCCUAGAUCAAUUCUUUCUUGUUUUUGUUGCCAAAGUAAUGUACUUCAGUCAUCAGAGUUCCUUCACUUCAUAGCAAGGAUGUAGUGUAGGUAUCAGCUAGAAAACAAAAAUCUGAGCACUGCAAAUUCGCUUGCUACUGUAAAUUACACUGCAAAUUCCAAUAAAUAAAUAAAUCUUAAAUAGAUGC
Oryza brachyantha (malo sina) is the source of this 1191-nucleotide messenger RNA. RefSeq names its product transcription factor bHLH81-like. Gene Ontology annotation, cellular component: nucleus. The transcript has 5 exons. The record is from RefSeq and is a predicted model, not a curated record. Gene Ontology annotation, biological process: regulation of transcription by RNA polymerase II. The coding region runs from base 1 to 822 and encodes 273 amino acids. Gene Ontology annotation, molecular function: RNA polymerase II cis-regulatory region sequence-specific DNA binding; DNA-binding transcription factor activity, RNA polymerase II-specific; protein dimerization activity. NCBI's taxonomy places the organism in Eukaryota, Viridiplantae, Streptophyta, Magnoliopsida, Poales, Poaceae.